UGCAGCCACUUCUUUUCCAUCUCUUUAUUGUUCUCGAAUGGACGUUCCCGUUUCGUCAACGAAACCACCUUUAAUAUUGAUCUCCGCGGUCAGGAAUGCGUGAAGUAAGACCGCCUUACCCAAUCAGUGGUCCAUGAUCUUCAGCGCUUUGGAACCUCAAAUUUCCGGUGUUAUCUUCAGCAAGUGUAUCUUCUGGCCUCCUUUUGGAUUAACUAAUGCGUUUUAGUUUUCCUUUUUUCCCCCGAUGUUUGCAGAUGGAGUUUACCAACUGCAAUGAGUUUAGGGUGUGGAGCUCUUCCGAGGCUAUCGAUAACACUUACUUUUUGCGUUGGAUUCUUAUCAUUCCAAAAUGGUGUUGUCCAUUCAGAAGACCUGAGUAAAGUCAAAAAUUCAUACAGAUCCAUAACAGCACAUCUUCAUCUCUUGCAUCAAUGUCGCCGACAGAUUACAUUUUUAGCAUCAAUUGCCUUAGGGGCUUUCAUUACAAAAGUCAUCAAAGAUUCACCGCUGACUCCUUUACCCAUGCCACCAGUAGAAGAACCAGUGCACUGGAAUCUUGUCAAAAUACCACUUCAUGUGCCCUCACAUGUUGUUCAGUGGAUGCCGCUACCUUCUACAUCGAUGUCGAUAAAUCAGGGUUUUAAAGUGAAGCCUCCUCCUUGGAUUUAUCGUCGAUCACUCACAGUACCUGAGAAACAGCCGAAUUUCCUCAUACUAAGGCUUCAAGAACAACUCACCAAUUUAUUGAAACCAUCACCAAUUUUAGUGGGAAGUGCUGUACGUCGAACUAUGCGUUCUUUAGGAUCUGACGUACCACAAGAUGCUUCCACAAGGCAAUGGUUGAUGCGAUGGUGCCAUUAAAUAUAAAACGUUGACUCAAAUUCGCAGUAAUUCCGAAUGAUUAUGAGAAAUAUAAUGACAGAUGUUGCAAGAGCUGGUUCUAUGCUGCAGCAAGAUUUGAUAUAUCUUGCAAUGUUACAAAGAGCUUCGUUAAUCAGAUGUUUUAUCGUUGAGAAAUGAUUGUGUUCAAAACAGAUUAUGUUCCUCCAUGUUUUCAAUAUUUAACUAUAUAUUUUAUUUUUUAAAACGACUUUUGUGCUUAUUUAUACAUAAAAAUCAACUACG
Stegodyphus dumicola is the source of this 1125-nucleotide messenger RNA. RefSeq lists its product as uncharacterized. The record is from RefSeq and is a predicted model, not a curated record. Lineage: Eukaryota; Metazoa; Arthropoda; Arachnida; Araneae; Eresidae.